Rotaria socialis is the source of this 462-nucleotide messenger RNA. The record is from the annotation of a GenBank genome assembly. Lineage: Eukaryota; Metazoa; Rotifera; Eurotatoria; Philodinida; Philodinidae.
AUGCAUGAACAACUAAAAAAUGAUUGCCAUAAACAAGCAACCGAAUUAGGUAAAAGAUUACCAUGUAAAAAUAUCGAGUUGAAAUUAGCAAAAAAAGCAAAUGCAUCGGCAACGAUCAAUAACUUAAUCAAAGUUUGUUUUAAAAAUAUAGAAUUAAAAAAUAUGUCCUAUGAAAAAUUAAAAGCAGAAGAUUCUCAAUUAUUAGAAAAUAUUCAUGAAUAUGUCAAAUUUAUUCAUGCUCCUGCAAUUAUUUCACAAUCGAUGUUUUCAGGAGCAAUUUCACUUAAGUGUCGACAUCUUCGUGGAGAAGAAAAGCAUAAGAAAGAUGAUUUAACGAUUCGAAAAGAAAAUCGAAAGCAACAGGAAAAACAAAAGAAGUUUAGCAAUGAUGUCAAAGGUGGCCAUCAAAAUGAUAAUGAUCUAUCGAACGACAUAUUAAUUGACGAUAUGGAUGAAAACUAA